Messenger RNA from Nanorana parkeri, 617 nucleotides. RefSeq names its product growth factor, augmenter of liver regeneration (gene GFER). Bases 14 to 586 code for a protein of 190 amino acids. The transcript is spliced from 3 exons. Gene Ontology annotation, cellular component: mitochondrion. Gene Ontology annotation, biological process: liver development. The record is from RefSeq and is a predicted model, not a curated record. Lineage: Eukaryota; Metazoa; Chordata; Amphibia; Anura; Dicroglossidae. Gene Ontology annotation, molecular function: flavin-dependent sulfhydryl oxidase activity; flavin adenine dinucleotide binding.
UCCGCCCCCCAGCAUGCACCGCUCCACCAACAUGGCGGCGCCCAGUGAGCGGCAGCGUGCCGGUCCCAUGGCCGGUUUCCCGUUGCCUAUGCUGGGGGUGAAGCCGGAGGAGGGCGUCCAGGGCGCAGAGGGGAAAGGGAAGAAGCCGUGCCGGGCGUGUGUGGACUUCCGGAGCUGGAUAAAGCAGCAAAGGAAGCAGAGCGCGGCCUCCCAGGACGUUGACAUUGAGGAGAAGGAACGACCCCCAGAGUGUCCAUUAGACCGGGAGGAGCUCGGCCGUAGUACCUGGUCUUUCUUGCAUACAAUGGCAGCCUAUUACCCGGAUAGGCCCAGCACUAAUCAGCAACAAGAAAUGAAAAGCUUCAUCAACAUAUUUUCCAAAUUCUAUCCCUGCGAGGAAUGUGCGGAGGACCUGAGAGGGAGGCUAACUUCCACUCAGCCUGACACAAGCAGCAGGCAUAACCUAUCCCAGUGGAUGUGUGUGCUUCAUAAUGACGUCAACAGAAAGCUGGGCAAGGAAGAAUUCGACUGUUCCAAGGUGGAUGAGAGGUGGCGAGACGGCUGGAAAGAUGGAUCCUGUGAUUGAUUGGAAAUGCUUUGUCCGGAUCCUGCCAUUG